UAAUAACUGAUAUGUCUCUGGGACUCUCUUCUACAGAAUUUCAAAAGCUAAGGUGAAUGACUAUUCAGAGAACAUUGAAGCUAUCGUUGCAAAAUUAUCUGCUCCAGUGACCAAUAUGCCAGGAUCACCGGAGGAUGUUGGUGGGACUCCUGAUAAAGAAAUUCCUAGAGCAGAAGAAGGUUCUGGUGGUUCUCCUUCUGCAGGAUUGCGUAGGAGAUUUCUGCCGCCAAUAAAAUCUCAAGAUAGAACUCAUGAGAUCAGUGAGUCUGAUCAAUCAACACCGAUCAAACUAGAUGCUGCUGCUCAGGCUCACAUUGAAAAGCACAGAAAACUCCAAGAAGAUUUGACGGAUGAAAUGGUAGGGUUAGCAAGACAGCUCAAGGAGAGUAGCCUCUUAAUGAACCGAUCCUUGCAAGACACUGAGAAGUUUGGUUGGCCCUGGUGUGGGUACCCAUGCCUGAUACACCUCACAAGUUUCUUGCUUCUUCAGCGAGCUUGGGCUAGCUGGGUUCUUGGUUCACAUGGCAGAGUUGAAAGCUUUUCAAGAGUUUCCUCUAGAGACUAGCUCUAAGUUCCAAAGGUGGGCUCUUGAGCCAUUGUGGUUAGAAGUCAAGUGUUGGGAGGGUUUCCCAAUGGGGGUAUCUAUUAAUCCUGGUUCCGUGAUGGAUGAGCAACCAUGGAACUGUUUGUGGUGGUUGGAUUGGGAGCAGGGUUGUCCAUCCCAUGGGAUCCAAUUCAGUGGAGGAGAUCCCAGCUGUUGGAUGAGAAGCCAUUAUGUGAUGGAAUGAGGGAGUAAAAGGGAAGGUUACGGUUAGGGAGAAGGCCAAGGAAUUGUGGCUGAAGCCCAGGCAAGUGGUGCAUAAAGGAGGGUCUUCACAUAGUUACUUGGAUGAAUAAUCGGAGGGGAGGGGCUUGUGGGGGAGAGAGAGAGUGACCCAGGCUGGGCACCUCAGCAACGUGCACAGCUUUUUCCCAUUAUAUUUGAGGUUCCCUUGAAAUGCAGUGUAGACCUACACCAGUGUGGGGCCAAUGGUAGUGGCUGUGGAAGCAUCAAUAGGAAUGCGGUUUUCGAAGAGAGAGAGGAUCAUCCCACGACUGAAAAGAAAGCUUUGUGAUGCUGAAGGCAGAAAGAGACGCUGAAAGUAAGUGGGAUUUUCACAAAGAAAAUUAGCAUAUAUCUGUGCCACCCAUCCCAUGAACCACUAAUUAACUAGUGAGAGUCGUGUUGUGUGGAGAAUUAGAGCCAUGUCACCCACAUAUAAAGAAAUAGUACCCCACUUCAAUUCCUCUCACAAA
This is a messenger RNA of Macadamia integrifolia, 1296 nucleotides long. RefSeq lists its product as uncharacterized. Bases 116 to 565 code for a protein of 149 amino acids. The record is from RefSeq and is a predicted model, not a curated record. NCBI's taxonomy places the organism in Eukaryota, Viridiplantae, Streptophyta, Magnoliopsida, Proteales, Proteaceae. Gene Ontology annotation, molecular function: SNAP receptor activity. The transcript is spliced from 5 exons. Gene Ontology annotation, biological process: retrograde vesicle-mediated transport, Golgi to endoplasmic reticulum. Gene Ontology annotation, cellular component: SNARE complex; endoplasmic reticulum.